Prorocentrum cordatum is the source of this 2796-nucleotide messenger RNA. The record is from the annotation of a GenBank genome assembly. NCBI's taxonomy places the organism in Eukaryota, Dinophyceae, Prorocentrales, Prorocentraceae.
GUCUGCGCGGAGCUGGAUCGCCUGAACCUCGCCUACCACGAGAAGGUCGAGCCGACCCGCCUCUACGAGUCCGUCGGAGUGGUCUUCGAUGGGCAGGCGCGGAAGCUCAGGCAUGCCGACAAGAGGGCCUGGAAGCUCUACCUGGGCCUCCAGCGCCUCAUAGGCGUAGGUGGUGCUACUGGUUACGCGCUCCGCAUCCGCUACGGGCACCUCGUGAACUUCUUCGUGCUGAUGCGGCCCGCCUUGGCGGUGCUCGACCUGGGCCACCACUUCAUCGCGGAGCACCGCGAGAGGUUCGCCAAGUUCCAGCCCGACCUCUUGGACGAGAUCCGUGACGCCAAGGGCCUGAUCUUCCUGGUGGAAGUGGGCCUCGGGGCACCGUGGGCCCCGGUCACCUACUGCAGCGACGCCAGCACCUACGGCUACGCGCUGCACGAGGCUUGCCUGUCGGACGACGAGCUGCUCGGCACCUUCAGUGCACGGGGGCGCUGGCGCUUCCUGGACGUAGAGCCUACCUUCUUGCCUGGGGCGGCUGACGGUCCACCCGCCGCUAUCGCCGCCGAGGCCACAGCUACCCUCGCGGCGGGGCUUGCGGGCGACCCCGCUUUUGAUUUUGAUGAUGAGUAUCGCGGGGCCGCCUGUCUGGACCGUCGGCCCGCGCGCACGGCCACGCUCGAGCUUGACGGGAUGGUGACUCCUGUGGCCGACGCCGUGGUCGACCGCCAUCGCUGGGCUCUUAUCGUCCGAGGUUCCUGGAGGUACGCGGCCCCGAUCCACGCGAAGGAGGCGCGCACGCAGCUGCUCGGCCUGAUCAGGGCCUCGCGGAGCACCAGGAUGCAUGGCCACCGCGUGGGCAGCAUGGGCGACAACAUGGCCGCCCUCCUCAGCUUCGAGAAGGGCCGCGCCCGUGACUUUGCCCUCAGACAGCUUUGUCGGGUCGCUGCCGCGAGGCAGAUCUCCGCCGACAUCCAGCGGCGGCAGCGGCACGUCGAUGCGGACCGCAACCCGACCGACUCCGACUCCAGAGCGGCCGACCGCGGGGAGGUACAGCCCGGGCAGCCGCAGCGGGGGCCGCCCGCUGCCCUGGCCGCCAUCGAGGCCAGCUUGGGGGACUUGGGCCUCUUGGUGACGGCCCCGGUGGACCUGAAGAACGGCUCGCAUGUCGACAUCCUGGAUUACAGGGUCUUCAAUGUCCUGGCGUCUUGGACCAGGUCUCGGAAGCUCUGGUGGGUGCACUUUGGGGCUCCGUGCAUCGCGUGGAGCCAGGCUGCUGGGGCGGCUCGCUCCCAACAUCGCCGUCAAGGGCUCCAGCUAGCCCGUCGCACCUUAGAACUCAUGAGGCUCUGCAGGGGCUUCAACGUGCACUGGUCUCUCGAGAACCCCGCGUCCUCCAAGCUGUUCACAUGGGCUCCCUUAGCAUCGUUUAUCUGCUCAGCUGAGUCUGUCAAGAUCCUCAUUCACUAUUGCCAGUACGGUUGCACAUAUAAGAAGCCUACAUUCGUCAUUUCAGAUCAUCCUGAUCUAUCGGUCAUUGGACGUGCAUGCUCUGGAGGCCACGCUCAUGAGAUCCUCGAGGGCAAAGUCUCCGUGGCCAUCGAGGGUUCAAUCCGAAGUCGGUGGAAGACCUCCUUGGCGGGUUCGUACCCACCGGCGCUGUGCCGAGCCUGGGCCAAGGCGCUGGGUGCCGUUGCGCCCUCCUCGGCCUGGCGCCGGCAUGGCGAUCCACAGGUCUCCGACGACUGGGAGGCUCACCUGGCGGCCGCUGUCGGGCGGCCCACCGGCGACCUCGUCAGGCGCGAGCCAGUCGCAGGGCCCCGCCGACGGCGGAACUACGUCGAGCCCGCCGCCCUGGCGGCCAGGAGGCGCGCCCGCGCCGAGCAGCAGCCAAGACCCUACCUCCAGACGCGCCGAGUCAGGCCCAUCACAGCCAGCAGGUACCUCGACUCCUACACGAAGUUCAAGGUCUGGGCUCAACAGCAGGGCCGCCCUCUCACGACUCACGACCUCGUCGAUCGAACACUGGAGGACUACCUCGACGCGCGCUACUUCGGAGGCAAGGCGUUGGCCGAGGGCCGCUACGCGGUGCACGGGGCCAUCCACUGCCUGCGCUACCCGAGACGGACCCCCGCCACGCUGCCGCUCAGCCGGGACGCGCUCGCCGGCUGGAGCCAGGCCGGGCCAGGGCGGGUCCGCGACCCGCUGCCGUGGGGGGCCGCUGUCCUGAUCGCCGACCGCAUGAUCCAGCAGGGGCCCCUCGGCGAAGCCGCCGCGGGGGCGCUCGCCACCAGCUUCGACGGGUACCUCCGGCCGUCCAGCGCGCUGAGGAUCAAUGGCGCCGACGUGCACGUCGCCGCGGGCGGGGUGGCCAGGGGGCACCCUCGCGUGACGGCCACCAUCGCGCCGCUCCACGCCGACGACGGAGCCGAGCUCCGCCCGCGGCUCAAGAACAACGAGCACGACAUGACGCUGAUCUUCGGAGACCAGGCGAGCUUCAAGGCCGGUCGGAGCUUCGUGGCCGACCUCCUCGUGAAGCUGAAGGGCCAGCGCCAGCCGCAUCGCCCACUCUUCCCGCUGACGCUGGCCCAGUACGAAAGGUACUUCAACGCCGCGGUCGCGGCCCUUCAGCUGCACCGCUUAGAUGUGACUCCUCACUGCGCCCGCCACGGCGGCCCGUCAGUAGACGCCGCGAGGGGCCUCCGCAGCAUCCCCGACAUUCAGCAGCGUGGGAUGUGGCGGGCCGCCUCCUCAAUCAGGCGCUACGAAAAGGCAGGCACUUUGAUGCGACAGCUUGAGAAG